Molecule: messenger RNA, 1877 nt
Organism: Bradysia coprophila
Lineage: Eukaryota; Metazoa; Arthropoda; Insecta; Diptera; Sciaridae
Product: protein-lysine N-methyltransferase SMYD4-like
Molecular function (GO): protein binding
Source: RefSeq, a predicted model, not a curated record
GUUCCCGCUUUUCGAAUGGACGAAACGUUAACGACAGAAAAAUUUGUCGUUCACUAACCUCCCCCACCUAGAGCAGGUAAAUCGUAAAUGGUCUUAAGUCACUUGUAAAAUAUGUCUUUACAAAACAGUUGACAACGAUUAAUUCUGCAAAAAUGUCGCAAAGCCGACCCGUCCGAUUCAAGUCAUUGUGGAAAAAAGAAUCCAACGACAAAAACGCAUUGUAUGUCGAUAUCACCACAGAUCCAGACCGUUUUCCAUUAGAAACAUUUUACCGAAAAAACCAGGAGACUAGAUCUGCCGAGAAAGACGAUAAUCUGUCGUUGCAGUAUCGAAAAAAUGGAAAUUACGAUUUCGCUUGCAAUAAUUGGCAUUCGGCUAUCAAAUGGUACAAUAAGAGCUUGUGUUUUGCUGAAAACGGUUCGCCAAACAUUGGCCUAGCGAUUGGUAAUCGGUCGCACUGUUUUCGCAAAUUGAAUAUGUUCCAGAAAUGUCUCGUCGAUAUUGAUUUGGCAUUGAAGUGCAACUAUCCUGAAGAAUCGAUGCAUAUAUUGGAGGCACGUCGAGAGGAAUGUCUAAAAUACAUAAACGAUGGGCAAGAAUUUGUACCACACGUCCCUGUUUUGUCGUUUGAACCGAAGGACCGGUUUCCAAGCAUGGCAAAUAUCCUGAAUAUCGAGAAAAAUCGGAAAUUCGGUCGACACAUUAAAGCGAACGCGGAUAUUGCCGUUGGCGAAACUGUUCUGGUUGAAGAGGCUUACGCACAUAAAGUUAUCAUUGACCAGUACGUGCGAUGUAAUGUUUGCCGCCGUUUGGAUACAAAUUUAGUUGCGUGUAAAGACUGUACGGACGACCUGUUUUGCUACCAAGAAUGCGAAGGGAACCGUUUCCAUAAAAUCGAAUGUAACAUGAAAACAAUGGGUACAGUCGAACAAAUCAGCAUGUUCCACCUGCAAAUCAUAAGGACAGUUUUGGUGGCAUUGGCCACAUUUCCAAAUAUCGAGCAAUUUGUGGCCUUCGUUGAGGAGACUAUUGCCGAUGAUACCUUGGACAUUCCCGAAUCAGAACCGGUCGACGAUCGGUCCAAAUAUCGAAUGUUUUUGAAACUGUGGACCAAUUCAACUAUCGAAAACGAUAUGUUCAACUGGCGAGUCUUUUUUCUCCACAAGACUUUGAUGAGGCAUUCGGAAUUCAAAAAAGCAUUCGCCCCAUUAAAAUAUCAACGAUUUCUGAUGCAUCUAAUUGGCCACCACAGUGCGGUUAUUCAUUACAACGCCCGAUCGUCGAUCCAAGCAUUGACAACUUCAUAUACGACGGAACUUCUGCCACUGAUCGCUGCAUACUUUAACCAUUCCUGUGCACCGAAUGUAUGUACCGUGAUCUGUGACAAUGUCGUCUCUGCAAUUGCCAUUCGUCCGAUUAAGAAAGGUGAACAAUUGUUCAUAUCGUACUUUGGCCGAAGUCUUCACCGAAGCACUGCAGCUCGUCGACAACAUUUCGAUGCUUAUUUUGAUUUUGUGUGCGAAUGCGAAAGAUGCCGAUCAUUAGAGCCAUUUGUGAGCAGCUAUGAUCUGGGACUGAUCAAAUGGGUUCUGUCUAACUACCACAAGUGUAAGUUUGACUUCAACGACGAGAAAGCAAUUGCAUUGUUUCGAGACAAAUGUGCUGAAUAUGCAAGGAAACAUGGUCGUAAGCUGUGGACAGAUGAAGUUACCCAUGUGAUGGACUGUUUUGUUCAUAUGAUCGAGCACCAGUUCAAAUAUAGACUGACUUUGUAAGGUGUUUCCCUUUGGUGUUUCACGUUUAGUUUUGUAUCUUAAUGUACAGUUCGUUGCUUCAAUAUGUGAGAAAUAAAUGGUUCCUUCAUUCGAAGAGAAAAA